GUGACCAAGGAUGCUGGCUUUUUUUUUUCUUUCCUGCUUGCUAAAGAGCGAGGAAUUUGAGCGGGAAACCGCUUUUCCGCCUGGGGCCUAGCAGGGCUGGCGCCGCCAAAAGGAGGACCGGAACGUGCCCUGCGUUGCUUGGCGGUGGCUCCUGCGGCGCGCUUCUUAGUCAGGGUCCGGCGCCAAAGGGACGGGAGUGGACCAGGAAGAAGCUAUGAUCAACAUUUCAAGCCACCAUUCUAUUUUUGAGUAGACUUAUUCGUCCAACAUUAUUAGGAUGCUGGGUGCAUGUGGCAUGCAGAAAUGUCACCAAGAAAUGCUCAGAAAGAACCGCGUAUCACUAGCAAGUCAACUAGUAUUGAAGGAACUAAUGGAACAUCUUAUAGCAAAAGAUAUUAUCACAGAAACAAUGAUGGAGAUGAUACAGGCGAAGUCUGGAAAUUUUAGCCAAAACAUAGAAUUCUUGAAUUUGCUUCCGAAGAGGGGCCCCAAAGCCUUUUCAGCCUUUUGUGAAGCUUUACGAGAAACUAAACAACAGCACUUGGAAGAAAUGCUCUUGAGCACUAUCCCCUGCCAUAGGAUUGAGGCUGUAAAGCGACCUAAUUGCUAUGAUGAAAGUUUUCCGUUUCCAGUGCCUGAAUCCUGUGUAUCCCAGAAAAGACUAUAUCAGAAUAAUGCAGUGCCAAUGGAGCAUUCAUUAGAUGAUGGAGAUGGCCCUCACUAUUCUCUGGUGAAACCAUGCACUCUAGAAUUUUAUCGCACGCAUGCACGCUCGGCAUACAAGUUGAAAUCAUACCCACGAGGCCUGGCUCUUAUCCUUAGCAAUGUGCAUUUCAGCAAUGAGACUGAUCUAGAGUUGCGUUCUGGAGGAAAAGUGGACAAUGCUGUUCUAGAUACACUCUUCAAGCAUCUUGGAUACCAGGUGGUUGUAAAACAUGAUCAGACUGCACAGCAAAUGAAAGAACAGUUGGAAAUUUUUUCCAAGCAUCCAGUUCAUCAAAACGUAGACUCCUGCAUAGUAUCACUUCUUUCGCAUGGCAUAGAGGGUGGAGUCUACGGAGUGGAUGGGAAGCUACUUCAGCUGCAGGAAAUUUUCAGUCUUUUUGACAAUGCCAAUUGUCCUAAUCUUCAGAAUAAGCCUAAAAUGUUCUUCAUCCAGGCAUGUCGGGGAGAUGAGACAGAUCGAGGAGUGGAUCAGAUAGAUGGGAAUGACCGGGCCUGUUCUCCUGGUUGUGAAGAGAGUGAUGCCAACAAGAAGGAAAAUCCCAAGUUACGCCUCCCCACCUGCUCUGAUAUGAUCUGUGGAUAUGCCUGCCUGAAAGGUACAGCUGCUAUGAGAAAUACCAAACGUGGAUCAUGGUAUAUAGAAGCUCUCACGUCUGUGUUUGCUGAGGAUGCCAGAAACACACAUGUAGCUGACAUGCUGGUCAAGGUGAACAGACUGAUCAAACUCCGUGAAGGCCAUGCCCCUGGCACAGACUUUCAUCGUUGUAAGGAGAUGUCAGAGUACUGUAGCACUCUCUGCCAAGACCUUUACCUAUUUCCAGGGAUAGAUGCUGAGAAUUAAUUAUAUUGUUCUUUUGACAAUGAAAUCCUUUCCCUGUUCCUCUUCAGCAUUCAUGAAAUACUUCUAUACUUGUCUGUAUAUGUUUAUGAUCUACAGUACCUUCCUUCAUGGUUGUAAGAUGAGUUAAAACUUUCUAUGACAGUGAAAACUUGACUGAUGAGUUAUGGCUAUUUGCUUUCUUGUUUUUUGUUUUUUAACCUGAGAUGUCCUAAGCUAUAACCUGUAAAUAAAUAAUGCCUGGCCCUAUCAAAUUUUUUACGCUGUUUGCAGACUUUGCUAAAAUUACUCUUUAGAGUAAGAUUUGGCCAUCGUAUUGGGGUUUUUCUCCCCAUGUACUAAAAACAGACUGAUGGGGAGCACUUUAAUGAUUUUAUGUGAGUGUAGAAAAUGUGAGUUUGAAAAUUCAUGUAAUUAUUUUUAUAAAGGAAAAGAUAUAAACAUUUUUUUAAAAGUUACACAUUGAAUUCUUUUUUAAUUUGAAUUGAUGUUUGGUUGCCCACAGUAGUAGCCUUGAAAGGGAACCUUAACUCUAAAAAUGGAAGCUUUGCAGACUAUGAAGGCCAAUUUAGAAUGGCAGGCCAGUACUAAAGUUGCUUUAUGCAUAUAGAAUUCAAGCAGUCACUAAAUCACUAAUUUUUGUUACAAAAAAUUAAUAUUGCUGGUUACAAUAUUUCUUACAGUGAAAUUUGAUCAUUCUUGUAGAAAAUUGAGAGCAGGUCUUGGAAAUAAUCACAGUGUUUUUUUCAUUCUCUAAGAUACUUCUGGUUACAUAAAACUAUGUGUUUCUAAGUUGUAAUAGCUUUAGCUUAUGAUUCCGAGUGUUCAUAAAUAUUUCCAUUCUGCAUGAUACUAUCUGUUUAUCUAAUCCUGAUUUGAAGUUAUACUGAAGACUUUACUAGACAACAUAAGUACUGUAUGCUGCCAUGGAUUAACCUACCUUUAUCCUGUUCUGAUUGCCUGUUCUUUUAAUG
Molecule: messenger RNA, 2538 nt
Organism: Thamnophis elegans (Western terrestrial garter snake)
Lineage: Eukaryota; Metazoa; Chordata; Lepidosauria; Squamata; Natricidae
Gene: CASP2
Product: caspase 2
Exons: 12
Coding region: 278-1567 (429 amino acids)
Biological process (GO): regulation of apoptotic process; proteolysis
Source: RefSeq, a predicted model, not a curated record